AUGUGUGGCCUUAUCAACAAUUCGGUCAAUAAUUUGAAAAAGACCAAUGAGGGUAGAGAAAAGGAUAAACAGAGAUCAAAAGAACGGAGAGAGAAACUUGCCAUGGAUGGAAGGUGCACAGAUUGUGGUGAAUUAUUGGAAAAGCAUGUAAUUGACUUUUCUCAAUUUGAUGCAAACACCUUGUUAGAUGAGGAAGGUAAAGUUCGUCCAGAUCUAUUACGUCCCAGAUGCAAGAAAUGCCUACAACGACAUGCAUCCUACAAGCUAAAGACCUAUAAUGAUCUGCGUCAAGAAGGUAUCAUGUGUUCUCGACAUGUUUCUAUUGCAUUGGAAGAAUGUGACGGUUCCAAAGGUGCGUGUUUCCAAUGUGGAAUCGUUCACAUGACGCAACAGUUUACCUCUCUCAAAUGCUUUGAACAAAAUGUCAAGGAUAAUAUGCCCUUGUUCAUGACGAUGAUGGGGUUAGACUCCCAGAGUGUCAAUUACGUGGCACUAUCUUUGAAAAUAAGUUCCAAGCUGUUGGAGCAUGUUUGCACCAUCUCAACUUUCAUGACAAGACUGUGA
Naegleria fowleri is the source of this 564-nucleotide messenger RNA. RefSeq lists its product as uncharacterized. NCBI's taxonomy places the organism in Eukaryota, Heterolobosea, Eutetramitea, Acrasida, Naegleriidae. The transcript has a single exon. Bases 1 to 564 code for a protein of 187 amino acids. The record is from RefSeq and is a predicted model, not a curated record.